Sander lucioperca (pikeperch) is the source of this 5012-nucleotide messenger RNA. RefSeq names its product pre-mRNA-splicing factor ATP-dependent RNA helicase DHX15-like. The transcript is spliced from 14 exons. Gene Ontology annotation, molecular function: ATP binding; RNA helicase activity; RNA binding. Bases 1 to 2277 code for a protein of 758 amino acids. Lineage: Eukaryota; Metazoa; Chordata; Actinopteri; Perciformes; Percidae. The record is from RefSeq and is a predicted model, not a curated record. Gene Ontology annotation, cellular component: intracellular anatomical structure; spliceosomal complex.
AUGUUCAAGCGACAUCGUUUAGAUUUGGGUGAUGAUUCGCCGAGUAAAAAGAGACCCUCUGAUGAGCGUGACCGUGACAGGGACAGAGACCGUGAAGAACGGUCGAGGGACAGGGACCGUGAUCGGGAUCGAGACCGUGACGGGGACAGAGAUGUGAAGUCAUCCGUGGUGCCCAACAGCCUAGCUGCAGGCAGUGGAGGCUUCCUUAAGCAAACCCCCAUUCAGCAGCCGAUCAACCCCUUCACCAACCUGCCCCACACGCCACGCUACCAUGAGAUCAUGAAGAAGCGGCUGCAGCUGCCUGUCUGGGAGUACAGAGAGCGCUUCACUGACAUCCUGAUGUGUAACCAGUCUUUUGUGCUGGUGGGAGAGACAGGCUCUGGAAAAACCACCCAGAUCCCUCAGUGGUGUGUGGACAUGGUGCGGUCAAUGCCGGGACCAAAGAGAGCAGUGGCCUGCACCCAGCCCAGGAGGGUAGCGGCCAUGAGCGUCGCCCAGAGGGUUGCUGACGAGAUGGAUGUCAUGCUGGGCCAAGAGGUGGGCUACUCCAUCAGGUUUGAGGACUGCAGCUCUCCCAAGACCCUACUCAAGUACAUGACAGAUGGAAUGUUGCUGCGGGAGGCUAUGAAUGAUCCUCUGCUGGAGCGCUAUGGUGUCAUCAUCUUGGACGAGGCACACGAACGCACUUUAGCUACAGAUAUCCUCAUGGGGGUCCUCAAGGAGGUGGUCCGCCAGAGGGCUGACCUCAAGGUCAUCGUCAUGAGUGCCACGCUCGAUGCCGGAAAGUUCCAGGUGUACUUUGACAACUGCCCACUGCUAACCAUCCCCGGACGCACCCACCCUGUGGAGAUUUUCUACACGCCGGAACCUGAGCGGGACUACCUGGAGGCGGCCAUCCGCACUGUGAUCCAGAUCCACAUGUGUGAGGUGGAUGAAGGGGACCUUCUGCUCUUCCUCACUGGACAAGAGGAAAUUGAUGAAGCCUGCAAGCGAAUCAAGAGGGAGGUCGACGACCUGGGGCCGGAAGUCGGUGAUAUCAAGAUCAUCCCGCUUUACUCCACGCUGCCUCCACAGCAGCAGCAGAGGAUCUUUGAGCCACCCCCACCCAAUAAACCAAGUGGCGCCAUCGGAAGGAAGGUUGUCGUGUCAACAAACAUCGCCGAGACAUCCCUGACCAUCGAUGGCGUGGUGUUUGUAAUUGAUCCCGGAUUUGCCAAGCAAAAGGUAUAUAACCCACGUAUCAGAGUGGAAUCCCUUUUGGUUACAGCCAUCAGCAAGGCCUCGGCCCAGCAGAGGGCAGGUCGUGCUGGGCGGACAUGCCCAGGGAAGUGUUUCCGCCUUUACACAGAGAAAGCUUACAAGACAGAAAUGCAGGACAACACGUAUCCAGAGAUUCUGAGGUCUAAUCUGGGCUCUGUGGUGCUGCAGCUGAAGAAACUGGGUAUUGAUGACCUGGUGCACUUUGACUUCAUGGACCCACCAGCCCCAGAGACCCUGAUGCGAGCCCUGGAGUUGUUGAACUACCUGGCAGCGCUCAAUGACGGCGGUGACCUGACGGAGCUGGGCUCCAUGAUGGCAGAGUUCCCCCUGGACCCCCAGCUGGCCAAGAUGGUCAUCGCCAGCUGUGAAUUCAACUGUUCAAACGAGAUCCUGUCCAUCACUGCCAUGUUGUCAGUCCCACAGUGCUUCGUCCGACCCACGGAGGCUAAGAAGGUGGCCGACGAGUCCAAGAUGCGCUUUGCCCACAUCGACGGAGACCACAUGACGCUGCUCAACGUCUACCACGCCUUUAAACAAAACCACGACUCUACUCAGUGGUGCUAUGAAAAUUUCGUCAACUACCGCUCGCUGAUGUCAGCAGACAACGUACGGCAACAGUUGUCCAGGAUCAUGGACCGCUUCAACCUGCCGCGGAAGAGCACUGAGUUCAGCAAUAGAGACUACUACACCAACAUCCGCCGUGCGCUGGUCACUGGCUUCUUCAUGCAGAUCGCUCACCUGGAGCGCACAGGCCAUUACCUGACGGUGAAGGACAACCAAGUCGUACAGCUGCACCCAUCCACUGUGCUGGACCACAAGCCGGAGUGGGUGCUUUACAAUGAGUUUGUGCUGACUACCAAGAAUUACAUCCGCACAUGCACUGACAUCAAACCAGAGUGGCUGGUGAAAGUUGCCCCGCAGUACUAUGAGAUGGGUAACUUCCCCCAGUGUGAAGCGAAGAGACAGUUGGAGCGUAUCAUUGCAAAAAUCUCAUCUAAGGAAUACACUCAGUACUAACAAGGUUUGCAUGUGCUGCAACGGCAUCCUCAGCAUCUGUACAAAGUAAAGCCUAAACUUAUUUGAGCAGUCUUAUUUUAUUUUACUUCCACCAACAACCUAAUUUUGAAUUCUAUUUUUGUCUCACUGUGUGUAAUGUAUAUUUCAUGAUGAUUGAUGAAUUGUGUCCUUUAAGGGCCACCUUGUGUCAUUUUUUUUUUUGAAGCCCAAAGGGUUAAGCAGUGCACUACCAGAAAUGAACUGUAAAUGAGCAGUUAUCUGGAAUUUAGUCAUGAACCAUUUUGAUUUAAAGCAUGAUAUUUCAUGUAAAUUUAAGCAUUCCUCUCUAAGACAUAAGUCACAGCUCGGGAUUCUUGGCUGUUGUCUUGCUUCUCCUGCUAAAAACGGCAUAAGUCCAUGGAAGCUUUUGAUCAAAUAUCAUUUAAAAGAAACUGUAUUUUGAGGCAGGCAUAAUGUAAUGUUCUCUAGUCAUGGAGAUACUGAGAGGGGCACUUUGGUCACAUUUCCUGUCGCUAUUCAACUUAAUAAAAAAGACUUUGUAAUAAAACAUUUUUCCAGUGUCAGCAUUAAAAUAACAGGAUAAUCUAUGCAUAAACUUCAACCACACACACACACACACACACACACACACACACACACUGAGCAAUCAUGUUUUGACCUGCCAAAUCCUGCUCGUUUCCUGGCUCUUUAGGGAAGUUAAAUCUUCUUACUGGGAUAUUGAUAGCUUCAGGAACAGUUGGAGUGAGGGGGAAUGUUAAUUACAAAUGUUUCAGAAGAAGAUCAGUGUGAAAUCCCUGCUGUGCUGGAGCCUGUUCUGGCUGUACUGCUUUGUGUCAGUGCCUCUCUAAUGUGUAAGGUAAAGCUUGCAGUUGGGAGAAGCAUACAUUCUAGCACCGCAGUGGUGUAGAAAAUAACUAGAAUAAUGGUCAGUGACAUAACUUGAAUGUGUAUUUAAUUCUAUAGUCAAACCACGGCUGUCGGGUUAAAUUUGAACUUGUAAGAAUUCCUUAGCAACAAUUCCUUAGGAAAGUUGGAUGAGUUCUGACAAACUUUCUUGGAAGGCUUUCCUCUCUCAUUCUGUGGGUCAACAACUUAAACGAAGCAAGCUGCCUGUGAGUGGCGGAGCGUGAAUUCCAUGAACAGUGUGAUUAACCGGACUCGUGAGAGGCCUGUGCAUCCUGCUCCUACCAUCUCUAAGGACUGGUUACUGCUGCUUUGCAGCUGCCAGUUAAUAGUGUGUGUUAAGUCUUUGUGUUUUCUUAAACGUAUAACCACUCGGCUUUCAGAGAUUAAACUUGCAACUUCUUAAAGGUGCACUCCACCCAUUUCACAGAUAAUUGUCAAUUUAUUAUUCAUGAGCAGUACUCCACAGUCUGUGGAAACAUUGUAUAAUGUCUUCUGUGGCUCUGGGUGAGCUUUGUCAAGUCUGAGAAAAUAACUGGCAGGCAUUUUAGCUCAGACUUGGAGAUGUACAAUUUUUAACAGAAAGUCUAAAUCACAAAUUGGGGACUUAGUGUUUAAAAAAGGUGGGCGUUUAUGAAGCAGGGAGGAUCUAACUAAAAGUGGUUAUGGCCACUGCUGCAUCGCUUUUUGACCAACCAUUUUUUUUAACCUCUUAAUCUUAAAAGGCCUUUCAACUUUAAAGAAGUACAUUUUAAAAGCCGUUGUGCCUCAAAAUGUUGCACUUGCUAGGAUUUCGUGCUUUUUGAGAUGGGACUUAAUUGUUACUAGGGCUGCAGCUAACAAUUAUUUUUACAAUUGAUUAAUAUGCCAAUUAUUUUGCGAAUAAACAAUUAAAAGGGACCUCCACCAAUUUUACAUAUUAAAGUCUAUUUACAUGUGAAAAACCAGAGCUGCACAAAGUCCGAUAUAUUGCCUCCAUUGAUGUCGAUUGAGUCUGUGUCUCCAGCUGGAUAGACUAUUCUUUCUAUGUGGAAAGUUGGAAGCACGAACAAGCAAUAUUAUUCUUUUAUCAACUAAGUUUGAGCUCUACCUUGUCUGGGCACAAUGGCAAAUCAAAGACCCCAUUUUGUUUUCAUAGGUUUCUUACAUCACCUUUUAAAAAGCAAUUUCUUUAACUGCUUCUAAUCCAGAUUUCUUUUUGUUCAGGUAGCCUUUAUGAUAGCAUAACCUUGCCUUCCUCUGUUCUGUAUCUCAACUUUACAUCAAUUAUAAGGGAAUAUACAUAACAUUGACCUGAGGAUAGAGGCAGAAAUGGACCACUAAGCAUUUUUUACAAUCUCUGUAGCGUCUGGAAGUAUGCAGGCAGAGAUAUGAGACCUGCUAAGGGAGUAUUUAAAUUAAGCCUGCAUAUUGUGUUAUAUGCUAAGUCAGGAAAUUAGCAUGUGUGCUUUAAUAUUUUUGGACUGUUGGGAGACAAGUUUUUAAGUGGAUGGCCUUUUGCUUGGGAACGUACACAGAACCACAAAAUGGUGCCGGAGAGAUUAGUCUCUCCAAAGUGAAGCCAAUAGAAAACCCAUUAGUUUGAGCUGAUCUGGAAAUUACUGUAUAUUGAAUUGAUCCUGAGGUAAGAACAGUUUUCAAGCUCAAUACUUCCCAUUGAUUCACACUGCCAUAAUUACAAAUGGAAAUUAUAAUGUCUCCAAGUUGUUUUUUGUGAGUGUCUGAUAUGAGAGUACACAACGAUUGAAUGCAGUCCUACUUCUUGUGCUUAAUCAGACAGUAUAUCUGUAAUGGUUGUAUGGUCUUAUUAAAAAUUGAAUUCUGACAGAGUU